AUGUCGCAACAGUCAAAUGACUUCCACCCACCCCCUUCUGUAGUCACAAAUUCCGAUUCGUCACACGCAAGCACUCCGUCGCGUCAACCUGAAGCUUAUGGCGGGGCCGGUCGACAAAAAGACACGCAAAUGAACGAGGGUCGAGCAAGCGGCGAGCUGGAAGGCAGCACCCUCGGGAGCAGCUCUCGCGAUGGCGAGCGGGGAGGAACUCGGGGACAGCGGAGGAUGGGCUCAAGUAGCUUCUUGUUAGAUUCGUCUUUCUUACACAAGUCGAAGAGUCUGAGAGCUAGUCAGCAUCAGCGUCCACGGCGCUCCGAACCCGAUCGCAAAGAGAAGCGGAAGCCGCCAGAGGCCGAGAACAACGUUUCGAGAAAGAAAUCGCGCCUUCCUUGGAGUCGCUAUCGUCAAUCAUUAGAAGAGUCGCUGUCGGAGACUGUCGAUACUGGUUUACGAGCUGUCCGUGAGGAUCCUCAACCGUCGAAUGCCGCGCGCGAAGAAGAACCGCAUAAUGAGCCAGAUAGCACUCAGGGAGAAGCAAAUCAGGGUGAGGCAAACCGGGGCUCCAUAGGCCUCGACCAGGACUCUAUUGAUAUUGUGAACCUGGCUUUGAACCUGAAUGAGUCGAGGCGGAGAGGCAACAUUGGUCGUUCAGCAUCUCAUCGGGUUUCUGGGGGAGCUUGGACAGCUAGACAGCCGCCUGUCCACUAUACUGAUAGUGAUGUGCCGGCUGUUGUGAGAGCUGGUCUGGAGAAUCGCAGUCGAACCCAAGGACGUCGUAGCUUCACUCAUUCGUUUGCCGACGCUCGUCCUCGGCCUCUGGACUCAUACGCGCAGCAAUCCCCCGUCAAUGAGCAGUUGUCCGUUUCCAACCUUCUACCCGAUACAGUCAAUGACGGCUCCCUGCCGCAUGAAAUCUCGGAGAGUACACUUGCUAGGGUUGACAAAGCACGCCGUCACUUUGAAUUGUUCAACGAGUAUCUACGCUUACUUCCGUCGCUCCCCCCUUUGAGAAGCCAUGCCGCUGCGGACAGUGGCCAUGAGUCAACUCGCGUGCACAAUCCCCUUCAGACUAUUCGCAAUCGAAAGGUUAGAUACCGUGAGAAGUGCCCAAUCAAUGUCGAGAGAGAGGGUUGGGAUGAUGUCGCAACGGUCCAUGAGUGGGUCAACAUAGUCGAGCAGCAAUACGGCCAUCAAUCGCAUCAACCCAACGAAUGCUUGGAACUUCCGCGGCUAGGUCAAAGAACCUCUCGGGCCCCCCAAGGCGAACACGACGAUGCGGAAUUAUCCGCUAUCAUAUCUCCUUCUGAUAGUGCGGGACCAGGAAGGCGCUCGAGUAGCGCCAAGGCGCGAAGGCCGAGAUUCGAUUGGGUUGUCUCAUCAGCUGAGCUACUGGCCGACGCCGCAUGGGUCGAAGAUGGGUUGAACAAGAGUAAAAUGACUGACAAAGACGGAAACAGCCUCUACCCAGAUCCAAUGGAGCUGCUUUCCUCAGAUACCAAUUUCGAUUCUUCUAGCGUCCAGCGUGCGUCACUGUCAGGAAAGAGAGUAUCCUUGGAUGUUCCUUCUCGAACAUCAUUUUCAGAUCGGGGCGUGUCCCACGAUAUACAGGGUGUUGGUCGCGGGAGAUCGCGGAAUAGAUUCCAAAGUCCAUCUAGUCCCAUUCACAGCAGCAGUGCCUCGGCGAAGGCCGGAAAACUUGAGCGGCGGUCCCGCAGUUCCAGCAUUUCCAUGGGCGCUGGAUUUUCUGAAAGAUCGGGAUUCUCCAGUGCUUUGUCCACGAAUGUUAGGUCGACGCAGGACCCCGACUCGCCGCUGCAUCGACCGGAGAAGGGCUCUACAUGGGCAAGCGCAGAUGAGAAACGACCUUCCAUAUCAUCAGCAGCGAGCACGGAUGAUCGAUGUCGAAUGUCCCUAGACGCCAUGCAGGGCACUGCCUCUAAUUCUCCUAUGCGUCCUGGUCCCUUUCCCAGCAUCGCAGUUAAUCUUUCUCCUCAAACGAGCCGUUCGCCCUCGCCGCCAUCCAAGAAGCGGUUGUCUCGGAAGAUCGCUGCUCGUCGCGAGCGGAGUAAGAGCAAGAACCGUGCUAGGGAACAGUAUGAGGAUCUUCCUUUAGAUUCCCAGUUUUUGCGCAAGCACCCAUCACCCGCCUAUCUGGAUGUUACAACUCCUUCGGGCACCGAUCGCUCUGAACAGCUUGAGACAAGCGCUCUCCCAGACCAGGUCUCCUCACCUCACCAGGAUGAUCGACCAAUGGAUGAUACGCAAGGGCAGAAGGGAACCGGUCAACACGAGUCUAAACUUCGCGGCAUAUUCAAAGGAAAGGGAAAGGUUACGGCAAAGGUUGGCAACGAAGUCUCAAAAAUGGGCAACUUUAUCUUGAAAAAAGAUCAUCCGGCACACUCUCGUCAGUCGUCAUUCGCAACCAGUGCAGCAUCCGAUGAUGCCGAUCUUGAAACAGUGAAUGCCGGCAAGAGUGUCAAUCCGAAGGGCUUCUUACGCCGUUUCCCAACCCUGUCUGACGACAAUGGCCGAUUUGCUCGCAAAGAUCCGGAGAAAGAUGCCAAAGCUCAUGUGCCUCCUAUACCGCCUUUCACAUCACUUCCGGAGAAUGGCCACGAUGAACAGCGAGAAACAUCUGAUCUUGAAUAUGCUCGUGAUACGAGGGAAGUGCACAAGGUCGAUGACAUUCAAGCUGCUCAACCAGGCAAGUUUGGCACCCACGUUUCCGUGGAUCCCAACGAGAACUCUGGCAUUGGACCUCCAUUGCGCAACGUCCAGGAACAGAGUAAGAAAAAGCAAAUCAAGGAUCCUUCUGUUCCUUUUAGUAUGACCCGGCCACCCGUCACUGGUCUUGCGCAGGCAGAGGCAUCUGCGCCACCAUCUGCUCAGAGCAAACGUCCAACCUUAUCGGGUACCUGGACGAUUUCAGACCGCAGCAUUCCUACCUUGGCCGAUCUUGGUGUAUCCGAGAAGCGGGAAAUUGAACGCACACGAGCUCUUCUCUUGUCUUCGGGGAUCAAAGCACGAGAGAUCACACGCCGUGCAGAAACUGUUCGCGAUCCUCCGCCCGAAUUCCUCACAAAUACGAUGGAUAACGCUUGUGCUUUUCCACGGGUGACUCGACUACGGGAAUUCGACCUUGCGGCUCAGAACCUACAGCGAAGAUUUGAAAAGACACAGCUCCAAUUUCAACAAUCGAUGGACCGCUUUCCAAAUGAGACUGUGUCGCCUCUAAAAUCGCGAUUGAGCAACCUGGAAAAUCUGGUUAGCCAUUCGCUCACGCCUCGGGUUCAGGCAGUGGCAUCCGACGCCGAAGGCUUGAGCAUUCAGUUGAAUACCACGAGCACGCUGGCUCUGAAGCAGCUAAGUGAUACACUGGACAAGGGCGUCAGAAAGCGUCGCCGGCGGUUACGCUGGGUGAGACGUGCUGGCUUUGUGAUGCUCGAAUGGGCUCUCGUGGGCAUGCUCUGGUGGGUGUGGUUGAUUGUCAUGGCCUUCAAGGUGCUUCGGAGUGCUUUCCGCGGUGCUAUCUCAGGGGUCCGAUGGGUCCUAUGGCUAUGA
Aspergillus chevalieri is the source of this 3561-nucleotide messenger RNA. RefSeq lists its product as uncharacterized. Lineage: Eukaryota; Fungi; Ascomycota; Eurotiomycetes; Eurotiales; Aspergillaceae. The transcript has a single exon. The record is from RefSeq and is a predicted model, not a curated record. Bases 1 to 3561 code for a protein of 1186 amino acids.